Cylindrotheca closterium is the source of this 1938-nucleotide messenger RNA. The record is from the annotation of a GenBank genome assembly. NCBI's taxonomy places the organism in Eukaryota, Bacillariophyta, Bacillariophyceae, Bacillariales, Bacillariaceae.
AUGACGAUAGACUAUAAGAGCAACACUACAGCUACCGACAGCCAUGAUGCAGCGACGGAAACCAUUAGAGUUUCAUUCCAACCUUCGGAUUUCCAGGAAAAACUAUUGGGGUUCUUGCCAAUUCCAAGUGCCAUUCUGAGUGUGCUUGGGAGUUCCGUGAUCAUUUACAUGAUCUUCAAAGCCAAGCAACAGCAACAAGGCAAACUUACUCCGUACCUUCGAUUGCUAUUUGCCAUGAGCGUUUACGAUAUAGUCUAUAGUUUGAAUUCCAGCGUCGCUGCUUUUUUACGUCCUCAAGACACAAGUCUUCGGAUGCUGAGUGUUGGGAACAAAACGACAUGCAACGUUGUGGGUUUUCUCAACCAGAUCUCACAUGCUACAAUGAUCUAUCAAGGAAUGCUUGGGUUCUACUUUCUUCUGACGGUUCGAUAUGGAAUUAGCAAUUCUUACAUUGCGAGAAGGUUUGAGCCUUGGAUGCAUAUUAUUUCCAUUGGGUAUCCUCUUGUCUUUGGUAUUGCGUUGGAGAUCUUAGACGGCUAUGGGGAAGUGACAAUGGGUAUUGGUUGUUGGAUAGCGGCGACAGAGAACUUCGCGAUCCGCAUCAUUAGUUGGGUUUCCUACGCCAUUCCACUAAUCCUGGUAAUGAUCAGCCUGGUAUUGAUCAACACCACCAUCUUGCUGCAUGCCCGAAGGCAAAGACGCUUGACACCACAUUCAACCAAGAGCUUCACACUCGGAACCAGUACCCGCAUCUAUUCUGAGAGUAUCGUGGAGGAUGACGAUAGAGACGACUCUUCUGUGAGCACUCAACCGGAAGCCAAAUAUGUCUUAACAGGCGCCAAAAAAAAUUGCAGCAAAGAUGUAGCAAGGAAUGACAUGCUAGAUGGGAGCUUGCGUUCUGCUACUGCACUUAUGAAUAACAAGGAUCAAGCAAGACGGAUACGACUGGUCAGCUCGCAGGCCAUCUUGUUUGUGAUCAGCUUUGUUGUAUGCAAUGCCUGGACUGGCGUUUGUGCACUAUUGGAAGAUCAACGCGAAAGUGUCCAAGAUGAGUUGGCCAUGUUGGUCCGCAUGUACCCAAUCUUUGUACUACAGGCAAUUUUCUCACCGCUUCAAGGGUUUUUCAACAUGAUGGUUUUUAUCCGUCCUAAAUACCUCAAGUUUCGGCACCUUCACAAACGAGAGAGCCGGCAAUGGGUAAUCCGACGUGCCAUUUUUGGUGAGGAAGUCAAGCCAACGACUCGUCCGCGAGGACAAAGUGAUCCUUUACAACUCGUGUUGGAUGGCAAUGAUUCCAACCAACUACCAGCAAAAGCUGCUGCUUCUGACCAAGUACUUUCACCUUCUGUCGCUCGCCUUCCACCAGACAUGGUAUCGGACUUGACGGCCAGCCAAGGCGACUUUGAUCAUGUCAUGCAAGGAAUGGACGAUGAGCGCUGGGACGACAAGACUUCUAUGAAUAAAAGUCGCAAUGCCCCAUUGGUAUCGCAGCGAAAGCGAUCCAGUUUGUUGCUGCAGUCGGCCCUCGAUAUCAUUAGUGAAAAUGAAGAAUCCGUCUUUGAAACAUUGUCCGAAAUGCUUCGAAGUGAAGAUGAUGACAUACUGUUCAGUCCUCCUCGGACUCUCGAUCGAAGAUGGAGUUCCGGUUCGAUACAGCUUGUGGCGGCAUCGGGAGCAGACGGUGAUGAUGAUCAUGAACGACCAAGAAAGAAGCAUGAACUAGCUCUAGCCAUUCCUGCAAGAUUAGAGAGCUCCUUUGAUUCUUCUAUCGAAGAAAUUGUGUCCAUGGCACCAGCAUCACCAGACGACGAAAUAGAGAAUGCUACAAGUCACCACUCGCCCGCCAACAACAACAGUGGAGGAGGAGAAUCGUCCCCCGACCUACCGAUUCAGGUUCCACAACGCCGAAUGAGCCCACCGUCAAUAUUCAAUAUAUGA